ACACUAUACACUCACACUCACACUUACAUAACUGAAUAUAAGACCAACGGAAUGGCUAAGAAAGCAAUGCAGAUCCUGGAAUUGCUCUUCUUUAUGCUGAUCCCCUUGGCUAGUUCUCAGGGAAGUGGUCGAGGAUACGACGAUUGGCAAACUGCACACGCAACAUUCUAUGGUGGAAGUGAUGCUACUGGCACUAUGGGAGGUGCAUGUGGUUAUGGAAACUUGUACAGCCAAGGAUAUGGGACUCGCACCGCAGCUCUAAGCACUGCUCUCUUCAACAGUGGUUUGAGCUGCGGUUCAUGUUACCAAUUGCGUUGCAACGACGAUCCUAAAUGGUGCCUCCAUGGUGACAUCACUGUCACUGCUACCAACCUCUGCCCACCUAAUCUAGCUUUGUCCAACGACAAUGGUGGGUGGUGCAAUCCUCCUCUCGAACACUUCGAUUUGGCUGAGCCUGCUUUCUUGCAGAUUGCUGAGUAUCGUGCUGGGAUUGUCCCUGUACUCUUCCGAAGGGUUCCUUGUGUGAAGAAAGGAGGCAUAAGGUUCACCAUCAAUGGUCACUCAUACUUCAACUUGGUGUUAAUAACAAACGUUGGAGGUGCAGGGGAUGUUCAAAGUGUGUCCAUCAAGGGGUCUAGGGCAGGGUGGCAACCAAUGUCAAGGAAUUGGGGACAGAAUUGGCAGAGCAAUUCCUACCUCAAUGGCCAAACCCUCUCCUUCAAAAUCACAACCAGCGAUGGAGCUACACUCAUCCACAAUAAUGUCGUUCCUGCUGGUUGGCAAUUUGGACAGACCUUUGAAGGUGGUCAAUUCUAGAUUAAUUCCGGAGAGCAAUGGU
Fragaria vesca subsp. vesca is the source of this 838-nucleotide messenger RNA. Its product is annotated as expansin-A2-like. Gene Ontology annotation, cellular component: extracellular region. The record is from RefSeq and is a predicted model, not a curated record. The transcript is spliced from 3 exons. The coding region runs from base 52 to 816 and encodes 254 amino acids. NCBI's taxonomy places the organism in Eukaryota, Viridiplantae, Streptophyta, Magnoliopsida, Rosales, Rosaceae. Gene Ontology annotation, biological process: plant-type cell wall organization.